This is a messenger RNA of Aspergillus melleus, 381 nucleotides long. RefSeq lists its product as uncharacterized. The record is from RefSeq and is a predicted model, not a curated record. Lineage: Eukaryota; Fungi; Ascomycota; Eurotiomycetes; Eurotiales; Aspergillaceae. The transcript is spliced from 2 exons. The coding region runs from base 1 to 381 and encodes 126 amino acids.
AUGACAUUGCCGAGGCGGCGGCAAUUGCGGCAAGACAUCUCGAGCCUGUUGCAUGCUGCCCCCUGGUUGAAAAAGAGAAAGCACAACAACGACCAGACGCAAGAUCGUCAGGCCGCCCUUACCACUGGUCAUGCUCAGCAGGCUGCCCCUGCCACUGGCCGCAAUACCCAGUCCAUUGACGCGGCAAUCUCACCUGUUCCCGUGACACUCGCCUUCAGCGAAGAUCAGUAUCCCGACGAGGAUGGCUACGAUGAAAACUUCCCCGAUGCCGGACCCGCUACUGACACUCCAUCCUCGUCGGGAUACUUAUCUUCGGGGGUCGCAAGUGGGACACCUGCGAAGCGGAUGGAGACCAUGGCGAUGUCGCUUGACCGCGAUUGA